This is a messenger RNA of Diospyros lotus (date-plum), 2077 nucleotides long. RefSeq names its product L-ascorbate oxidase-like. The record is from RefSeq and is a predicted model, not a curated record. Lineage: Eukaryota; Viridiplantae; Streptophyta; Magnoliopsida; Ericales; Ebenaceae. Bases 86 to 1819 code for a protein of 577 amino acids. Gene Ontology annotation, cellular component: extracellular region; plasmodesma. Gene Ontology annotation, molecular function: oxidoreductase activity; copper ion binding. The transcript has 5 exons.
CAAACUAUUGCAUAUGUCUUAGAUUGCCCACCACCACCACCACUAGUUAUAGCAAACCAGUGGUGAUCCAUCUCACAGCUUGGGAAUGGGUUCUUCUUCAAGGCCUCUUCUUCUUCUUCUUCUUGUGAUGGGUUUAGCGGCCCUGCAAGUUCAGCCAUCGUUGGCUUCAGAGACCAGAGAGUUCAAGUGGGAUGUGGAGUACACUUACUGGGCUCCUGACUGCGUGGAGGGAGUCGUCAUGGCCAUCAACGGCCAGUUUCCGGGGCCGACGAUCCGAGCUCGCGCCGGCGACCUCAUCAGAGUGAAACUCACCAACAAGCUCCCCACUGAAGGCGUCGUUAUUCACUGGCAUGGAAUUCGACAGAUGGGAACGCCAUGGGCUGAUGGAACUGCUUCCAUCUCACAGUGUCCAAUCAAGCCCGGAGAGUCCUUUGUGUACAGCUUUAAAGUUGACAAGGCGGGAACGUACUUUUACCAUGGGCACUAUGGGAUGCAAAGAUCAGCAGGGUUGUAUGGGGCUCUUGUCGUAGACGUGGCAGAAGGCGAGAAGGAGCCUUUCCAUUAUGACGAAGACUUCACCCUUCUGCUCAGCGAUUGGUGGCACCAAAGCGCCCAUGAACAAGAGACCGGCCUCUCUUCCAAGCCCUAUCGUUGGAUCGGCGAACCCCAGAGUUUGCUGAUAAACGGGAGAGGGCAGUACAAUUGUUCUCUAGCGGCGAAGCCAGGGAUGAGUCAGUGCAAAUUUACGGGAAGGGAGCAGUGCGCGCCAUAUGUUUUGCGGGUCCAUCCAAACAAGACCUACAGGCUUAGGCUGGCCAGCUCCACCUCUCUCGCUUCACUCAACUUAGCCAUUGGGGGCCACAAGAUGACGGUGGUGGAGGCCGACGGCAACUACGUGCAGCCGUUCACCACGGAGGACAUGGACAUUUAUUCCGGCGAGAGCUACUCGGUGCUCUUCACCGCCGACCAGGACCCUUCCACCAACUACUGGCUUUCAUUCAGCGUAAGAGGCAGAGAACCAAAGACCGCCCCAGCCCUCACCAUUCUCCACUACGCAUCCACCCACAUGUCCAUCCCCACCUCUCGGCCGCCGGUGGCUCCUCUCUGGAACAACUACACCCACAGCAAGCUCUUCGCCAACAAAGUCCGGGCCAUCGCCGGCUCCCCGCGGCCGCCGGCCACCUUCCACCGCAGGCUUAACCUCCUCAACACCCAAAACUACAUCGACGGAUACGUCAAAUGGUCCAUCAACAACGUCUCCCUAAGCCUCCCGGCUACUCCGUACCUGGGCGCCAUCAAAUACAAGUUAAGAAACGCUUUCAACCAUGUGAGUCCGCCGGAUAAUUACCCGGCCAACUACGACGUGAUGAAGCAGGCGGAGAACACUAAUUCCAUUUACGGCGACGGGGUUUACUUCUUCGGCUUGAACAGAACGGUGGACGUGAUCCUGCAGAACGCCAACGCACUGUCGGCGGGGACCAGCGAGAUUCAUCCAUGGCAUUUGCACGGCCACGAUUUCUGGGUUUUGGGCUACGGGGAGGGGAAGUUUACCAGCGAGGAUGAUAAGGGUUUGAACUUGAAGAAUCCACCGUUCAAGAACACGGCGGUGAUAUUCCCUUACGGCUGGACGGCGCUGAGGUUCGUGGCGGAUAAUCCGGGGGUUUGGGCGUUUCAUUGCCACAUAGAGCCUCACCUGCAUCUGGGAAUGGGCGUGGUUUUCGCGGAAGGCGUCCACCACAUCGCGGGGAUUCCCCACCAGGCGCUCGCCUGCGGCCUGACGGCUAAGGUGAUGAUGCAGAAGGGCGACCCCCAUAACUAAAGAGAUUAGUUUGGUGUGGGUGUUCAUGUGAUGUAUGAUUCUUUUGGUUUGGUUUGGUUUGGUUUGGCUUGGUCUGGUCAAGGUUCCGAAUUCGUUGGAUUGUGAAACAAACUGCAGUGAUCGAAGGCAUAAAUUUGCAAUUUAGCCAAGAAAUAGGAAAACAAAAACAUUAAUGUAAUGUUGAAUACUGGUGUUAUGUAUCCAAUGCAGCACCGCGGACAGUUUGUCCCGAGUUAAUGGAUAGUUACAGUUUAUUUA